This is a messenger RNA of Blumeria graminis f. sp. triticale, 333 nucleotides long. NCBI's taxonomy places the organism in Eukaryota, Fungi, Ascomycota, Leotiomycetes, Helotiales, Erysiphaceae. The record is from the annotation of a GenBank genome assembly.
AUGAAAAACAGUGCCAUUCAGCAACUGGAGAUCUGCGUUAAUAGUGCAGUUCCUCUACCCAAUUCCUGUGGUAAUAACAUGACGUGCGAGCGGCAGAAGUCUAGCUUUCACCAAUUAUGCUUGAGUUCAGAUGAAAAUUUACGAAACCGGACAUCAUACUUUGCCGAACUACAAAUUAACAUAGCUGAAGGGACAAUCGAGCACUGGACUACUCCAAGGCCAGUAACGACGGAUAAGUGGAUAGCUAAUACGCACUGGUCUUAUUUUCACCUAGACUGUGUGGGCAAUGAGCGCAAACCGCCACAGGAAAUUGCUGAUGAGACGUGUCUUUGA